Orbilia oligospora ATCC 24927 is the source of this 1722-nucleotide messenger RNA. RefSeq lists its product as uncharacterized. NCBI's taxonomy places the organism in Eukaryota, Fungi, Ascomycota, Orbiliomycetes, Orbiliales, Orbiliaceae. The transcript has 2 exons. Gene Ontology annotation, molecular function: phosphoribosylaminoimidazole carboxylase activity; ATP binding; metal ion binding. Gene Ontology annotation, biological process: 'de novo' IMP biosynthetic process. Bases 1 to 1722 code for a protein of 573 amino acids. The record is from RefSeq and is a predicted model, not a curated record.
AUGGAUUCCAGGACUAUAGGCAUCCUCGGCGGCGGUCAGCUGGGCCGCAUGAUGGUCGAAGCCGCUCACAGAUUAAACCUCCGCACCACCAUUCUCGACGCGGACAAUUCACCUGCGAAGCAAAUAAACGCUCUGUCUUCCCACGUUACGGGGUCGUUUAGCUCUUCCGCUGACAUACUCGAACUCUCAAAAUCUUGUGAUAUCUUGACGACCGAAAUCGAACAUGUCGAUACGAAUAUAUUAGAACAGAUCGAAAAGGAAGGGAAAGUUGAUGUCCAACCGGCAAGCGAAACCAUUAGAGUUAUUCAAGACAAGUACUUGCAAAAGGAGUUUUUCAUCAGGAACAAUGUUGCUGUGGCAGAUUCUGUUAAGAUCGAUACCCCGAGUGUGGAGGCAUUGGAAAACGUCGGGGGGGAUUUUGGGUAUCCUUUCAUGCUGAAGUCAAGGACACUUGCAUACGACGGAAGGGGUAAUUAUGUUGUCAAAUCAAAGGAGGGUGUUCCUGAAGCACUCAAGGCUCUCUCGAAUAGACCUCUAUAUGCUGAGAGGUGGGCAGAGUUCACCAUGGAGCUUGCAGUAUUGGUAGUCAAGACCCGGGAUGGAAGGACCCUAUCAUAUCCAACUGUGGAGACGAUUCAUGAGAACAAUAUUUGCAAGUUAGUCUACAUGCCAGCAAGGACUACGGUGGAUAACAGGGAGAGAGCUCAGAAGCUUGCAGAAGAAGCGAUACGACAUUUACCAGGUGCUGGUAUUUUCGGAGUCGAGAUGUUUUUGCUCAAGAACGGGACCAUUCUUGUCAAUGAAAUCGCACCUAGGCCGCACAACAGCGGCCACCAUACGAUCGAAACACAUUCGACUUCUCAAUUUGAGGCUCACAUCCGCGCUAUCCUUGACCUACCGCUACCCCCUUCUAUCACCGCCCCUCGCACUUCUACAACAUCAUCGAUUAUGUUGAACAUUCUUGGAGGACCGGAUCCGACUUCUCACCUACAAGUUUCCAAAUUGGCAUUAGAAACCCCUGGUGCCACUCUCCAUCUUUAUGGCAAAACUGAGUCUCGACCUGGUCGUAAGAUGGGUCACAUAACUGUUGUCGCUGACAGUAUUUCUGACUGCGAGACCCUUAUUGCACCCCUAGUAGCUGCAACCUCUUAUACCCCAUCACUAUCUCUUAUUCCCGCCUCCCUCCCAACGCCAUUAUCACCGAUAGCGGUCAUCAUGGGGUCUAUCUCGGAUCUACCUAUCAUGUCCGCUGCUCUAAAAACCCUUGACACCUUCAACAUUCCCACACUGCCUCGAAUUGUCUCUGCCCAUCGUAUGACACAAGAACUAUAUGAGUUCUCUACCACAGCGGAGGCACGGGGCAUUCGUGUUAUCAUUGCAGGCGCAGGUGGUGCAGCACAUUUGCCAGGAAUGUGUGCCAGUAUGACAUCAUUACCAGUCAUCGGUGUCCCAGUGAAGGGAUCCAGCCUGGAAGGAAUGGACAGUUUGCUUUCGAUUGUACAAAUGCCAAAUGGGAUACCUGUCGCCACCGUCGGUGUAAAUCGGGCAGACAAUGCUGCUUUGUUGGCAGUUAGGAUCCUCGGCGCCGGUGAAGGACGAUAUAGAGAUGCGAUGACUGGGUUCAUGAAGGGCAUGCGAGACGCAGUUGUUAAGACUGAUGAGAUGCUCAUGGAGGUUGGUUGGAAGAAGUACCUUGAGGACAAGGAGAAAGAGAAGAAAUGA